AUGCCCAUUCCCAAGGAGUUCUUGGAUAUUGCUUGGGACGGAUCGUCGGCACGCAAAGUCUUGCGAUUGGUGAUUGACAGAAUCAAGAUUCUCGCCAACAGCGAGGAGCCUGAAAAAAAUUUGGAAGCGCAUGAAAAGUUCCAGCAUUUCGUGGACCAUUGGCGCUGGCGAACACGGUCAUCGGGAGAUCAGCUUUCGAAGAACGUCGGAGAACCUGCUGUUCUCACUGCGACAUCUGCCCGAAGUAGGGUUUCCGGAGUAAUCAAUUCGGAUUUCGCCGGAUUGGACUCGGAGGACUCAAAUGGAGAUCCCCCCGACAAGACCUACGAACUGCUCACCAAGACCUUGGCAGCCGUUGAGGAGAGUAAUAAGACGACCAAGACCUCCGUGGAAUCGCUUUCAGAGGUAGUGGUAGCGGGCAUCCAUGGACAAGCAUCGGACAAGGCGCCCCCAAAUGUUGGUGAAAUGGGAUCUUAA
Messenger RNA from Cylindrotheca closterium, 477 nucleotides. Lineage: Eukaryota; Bacillariophyta; Bacillariophyceae; Bacillariales; Bacillariaceae. The record is from the annotation of a GenBank genome assembly.